CCCUAAAGGGCUGCAGCCAAACUCUUUCCUUGGCGUUCGCAGCACCUCAGCCAUACGGGUCAGAAUUAUCUGCAGACUCAGUCAAUGUCUGAUGGGCGUCAGACCCGCUCCACACGUCCUUUGGCUAGCACGUAAGCAAUGGCGUCUAGGACAAAUACCUACAGAGGAAAACUUUCCCGGAAGUCCCACCAGAAAUCGCGUCUGGGGUGUGGCAAUUGCAAGCGGCGGAGGAUUAAGUGUGACGAAGUCAAACCUUCUUGCGGGCCGUGCAUGCGCCACUCGACUGACUGCGAUUUUGAAGUAGGGGAUUCGGCCGACAGAAAUUUGUCCUCACUAACCCCAUCGAAAGAAGAUGACCAGCGGUUAACACCGGGUGGAGGGUAUACAUAUAUCUCCUCGUUUCAGACUGGCUUCAAACCGCCAAAAAGGAAGCAUACUCGACGAUGCGAGUCCUCAAAACCGAACAUUCCUAGUCAAGCAGCCCAAAAUUUAGAGCAGGUGCCGUUGUCGGCCUUGGCCAACCGCCCAUUUGAGUUCUCUGCGUUAGAUAUGGAGCUAUUCCAUACUUACAUGUCAUCUACCUCAUUGACCCUGGCGGAGAAUGAAGCAGGUCGGCAGCUGUUGCAGACCCAGCUCCCACGACUGGGGUUUUCUUUUAAUUACGUGCUGCGUCUUCUCCUGGCCUUUAGUGGGUUUCACCUCGCACGUACGCAGAAAACUACCGACACAGCAACUUAUUCAGAGCGAGCUCAGUGGCACUAUACUGUCGCCAUUGGCCAAUUGGUAUCUUCUGUGACUAGUUUAAACGCUGGCACCUGCCAUGCUGUCUAUGCGGCUUCUUCAUUCAUGUGUUUCUGCGCACUAGCUAGAGGUCCGCAGUCAGGAGACUAUCUCACAUUCAGCAGUAGUGGUCAAGCAGAGUGGCUGACACUCCUACACGGCGUUCGAUCGAUUAUGGAGACGACGGACCAAAUGUCAAUCAAAAUGUCACCCACUCCAGAGUCACGUACUAGUGCAGGCGCCGAAACCGCAGGCGCCGAAGCAGUUGCUCCCCCAUCACUGCUUGUCCAGGAUAGUAAUACCAGCAGGGCGGAUUUUCUGAUACCCUUGAACCAGAUUCGUCAGGCAGUGUUCAAUGAGCUGGAGCACUCUGAUUUUCGAUAUGGGACGUAUUUGAAAGUCUAUGAGGAUCUAGUCUCGACCUUCCAAUCGGUAAGAAACCACAUGCGAGAUCUAUCUAAGGGAGAGCGGGUCCCGUUCAUCUUCGGUUGGCUUUACCGUCUUCCAAAGAUUUUUGUUACCGAUCUCCAGGAGCAACGACCCCUCUCCCUGGUGUUGUUUGCGUUCUUUGUGGUAUUACUAAAGGAUAUUUCUGGCUAUUGGUUUAUCGAUGGAUGGCCGAAGCAUAUCAUGACUGGGAUCUACCAGUGUCUCGAUGAAGGGCAUAGACCCUGGAUUCAGUGGCCAGCAGCAGCAAUCGAGGGAGCUGCCUACACUGCUUCCAAUUAGCCGACACCUGCUGGCGUCUUAUACUCUCAUUUCUUCCUAAACAACCCCCCCCCCUUUUUUUUUUGUAAAUAUUUUAUCUUUUCUUGUUUUGUCUUUUCGUCCCCUACAUUUUGAAGCACCCACGGGCACUCCUAUCACAUUUCAGUUUCUGAAUUACGACAGACAAGCGAAC
This is a messenger RNA of Aspergillus alliaceus, 1681 nucleotides long. RefSeq names its product Zn(II)2Cys6 transcription factor domain-containing protein. The transcript is spliced from 2 exons. The record is from RefSeq and is a predicted model, not a curated record. Bases 139 to 1509 code for a protein of 456 amino acids. Gene Ontology annotation, biological process: regulation of transcription by RNA polymerase II. Lineage: Eukaryota; Fungi; Ascomycota; Eurotiomycetes; Eurotiales; Aspergillaceae. Gene Ontology annotation, molecular function: DNA-binding transcription factor activity, RNA polymerase II-specific; zinc ion binding.